AUGUCUCAAAAACGUAUCCUCGUCAUAGCAGACUCUGAUAGUUCUGGUGUAAGCGGCCUCGAAGCCGAUCAGAAAGUCAUCGCCGCUCACGGAUGCUAUGCCGUCACCGCGACGACUGCUUUGACAGCGCAUGGUCCUGGGGACGUUCUUGAAACGUGUAGUCCAUCCGUGGCAUUUGUGAAGGCGGCGAUUGACGGCUGCUUCGAUGGUGGUGGGGUGGAGGUCGUCAAAAUUGGCUUUUUGGCUUCGGCAGAAAUUGUCCAGAUCGUAGUCGACGCUUUGAGACGCCAUGGCCCGAGAUUCGUGGUCGUCGAUCCCGUCGUGGUGUCUAUGAGCGGAACGCAGCUCCUGUCAGAUGAGGCAAGGCAGUACUGCUAUUGGAUAAGGCGGGAGCCCUUCACCAACCGGAUAUCCGCAAUCUGGACGACCUCACUCCGUCUUGCUAAAGCACUACAUAGUCUCGGACCGGAUUUUGUUUUGUUGAAAGGGGGCCAACUGCCUCUGACUGCGAAUCUCGACGUCCCGAAACACGACUCUGAUAAGCAGGUUAUUGUAGACGUUCUCUACGAUGGAACGGAUGUCAGCCUCAUCAAGACGGCAUAUGUCGGUGCGAGUCUUCCGCUGGGGGUUGAAUAUGCUUUUGCUUCUGCAAUCGCUUCGAAUCUCGUCCUCGGGGACGCCGUGCCGUUGGCCACUCGGAAGGCGUGCCGAUAUGUCGAGGCUGGGAUUAGCAAGGGAAAGGGCCUGAUCGACUACUUCCACUCUACAUAUACUCUUCCGUUCUCUCCGAGAUACUUCAUCGAAUACCUCCUGAACCGCGAGGAUGUGAAACCCGUGUGGCAUGCUCACGUCCACCAUGAUUUCGUGAAGCGCAUUGGCGAUGGGACGUUGCCCGUUGAGAAGUUCAAGGGGUAUCUCGCCCAGGAUUACCUAUUCCUGGUGCAAUUCGCAAGAGCCAAAGCUCUCAGCGCGUACAAGACGAAUUCGAUGGAAGACAUUGCUGCGGGCGCAGAAGAAAUCCUCCAUAUCCAACGCGAAAUGUCCCUCCACCUAGACUACUGCGCCGAAUUCGGACUCUCGAAGAAAGAGGUUGAGAAACAGGAAGAACAUCAAGCUUGCACAGCCUACACCCGCUACGUCCUCGACAUAGCGCACUCCGAAAGCUGGUUCGCGCUACAAAUGGCUUUCGCGCCUUGCCUUCUGGGCUACGGCAUCAUCGCAAGAAGGUUGUGGGACGACCCGGAAACCGUGAAAGAGCAGGGCAAUCGGUACUGGAAGUGGAUACAGAAUUAUGUGGCGGAUGACUAUCGGGCGGCGGUUGAAGCAGGGGAAGCGAUAUUGGAACAGCAUGCCUCGCUGCAGUCACCGAGCCAGAUUGAGUCGCUGGUGAAGAUAUUCAUACAUGCUACUAAGAUGGAGACGGGCUUCUGGGACAUGGGUAACGAGUAG
Molecule: messenger RNA, 1449 nt
Organism: Letharia columbiana
Lineage: Eukaryota; Fungi; Ascomycota; Lecanoromycetes; Lecanorales; Parmeliaceae
Exons: 11
Coding region: 1-1449 (482 amino acids)
Biological process (GO): thiamine biosynthetic process
Cellular component (GO): cytosol
Molecular function (GO): thiaminase activity; phosphomethylpyrimidine kinase activity; hydroxymethylpyrimidine kinase activity
Source: RefSeq, a predicted model, not a curated record